GCCAUAGAUUUGCUUGCUUCGGGAAAUUCUCAACAGGAGUUGCAUUUGAAACACUACCGAGUUAAUUUUAAACAGGGCGAGAGCUUCUGGUUAAAGGUACAAGGUCACGCUCUUCUCUAACAACUGAUAAACGUAACAGAAAGUUGCAAGUCUAACAACUGAUCACGAUUCAAACGCGUAAAGCUUUGACAAGGAAAGUCAUGAGUCCGUCAACUGGAGUUCUGAGCACGACUCCGACAACAAUUAACAGCAAUCAAGAAUUCUAUCUGAGUGCAAACAUCCUCAUUCCAUAUGGUAUCGUCAUGACCCUAAUCUUGGUAUUCGGUUCGGUUGGCAAUGUUCUGACAAUCCUGGUCUUACGUUGCCCUGAACACAAAAAGAAAAACAUCACUCCACUCAUGAUAAACUUAGCGAUUGUUGACAUCAUCAUAAUUGUCUUUGGCUAUCCUGUGGUCGUCGCAAGUAACUAUACGUCCUCUGGCCUUAACGUUCGUGAAAGUCGGAUAAGCUGCAUAUGGUCGGGAUUUAUCAAUGGCUCUACUGGCAUCGCUUCAAUCGCCAAUCUGACCAUGAUGAGUUUGGUUAUGUUUCACGGUGUCAGUUCAGUCACCAAGACAACAAAAAUCUCCACCAUCAAAAUGGCUGCCAUUAUCACAUUCACGUGGGUUUAUGGAGUAGUGGCCAUGAUCCCGCCGUUAGUGGGCUGGAACGAAUUCGUCCCAGGCGCCUCCGGUAUCAGCUGCUGUCCCAAUUGGGUGCCGGAAACGAAGGCUGGAGUGGCGUACAAUAUGUUGCUGGUUUUUAUUGGCUUCGUGCUGCCACUGUGUGUGAUCAUUUUUUGUUACUACAGAAUCUACAGCUUCAUUCGCAUUCAACAACCCACCUCAGGAAAUGCCUCAGUAGAAGCCAGUCGAAGAAAGUCUCAGAUCAAAAUGAUGCGCAUGAUUGCGAUGUCAAUUGCCGCCUUCGUGUUAAGCUGGUCGCCAUAUUGCCUGGUCAGCAUCAUCGCCACCAUCCGGGGUACGAAUACGUUAACACCUUCAGAGGCAGAAGUCCCGGAUUUACUCGCCAAAGCCUCUGUAAUCUACAACCCCAUAGUGUACACGGUGAUGAAUGACAGAUUUCGAGCAACUCUCCUACGCAUCAUCCCCUGCAACAGCUUUUUCUCAAGGGAGGUCAAGCCAACGUCAGAUUCCGUUUCCAGGUCAGCCGGGUCCAUUAUCGACAAUGCCAAUUCUUUUUCUGAAAAAAGAAGAUCGCAGAAAUACCAGAGCGAAGUUUUUUAGGAGUCUGCAUUGUUCUUCAGUGUGGCUAACAGACGUCAAGAACUUAGAAGUACGCCCUAAGGAUAAAUUAAAUAGUGAUAAAAUAAUCAUUUCAGACAGUUUUGAGUGCAGAAGAUACGGUGACGUAGACUAUGCAAUUAAGUUAGUCCGCAGGCUUCCAGUUCAGGAUUCCUUUUCUCAGAGCUUUCUUAUUUCCUGGUCUACCGGUCAGGGUAACAAAUUUGAACUGAAUUAUUGAAAAGAAUCAAAUCUCUGGUGAAGAGAAUAUAUUACUGGUAUCUAAUAAUUCGACAUAAAAAAGGGAGGCGCAGUUCGCUCUGAGGCAACUGCAAGCCUGCGCCAUUUACAAAGUAGAACUUCAAUGUCACUAGAGCAAAAAAACAAACGUACACAACGAAUAAACGAUAAAACAGCUAGGUAAGGCGUGCAACCAGAGCAAAUCUCGAAUUAUUGUUAUUCAUUCUUAUGACUGACGGAAAAUUGGAUAACAUUGCAUGCUAAACAUCGGACGCAUUCUAAGCAUAAGGCAGCAAUAUUAGAAACGAAAUAAAUUCAUGCAUAAGGCAGCAAAAUUAGAAACGAAAUAUAUUCAUGACGAGCUACCGAAGGUACUCUUUUUCUUUGAAUUGAAUAAUUGACGCACUUGAAAAUAUUUUAUUUUCAAGAAGUCAUAUAUCAGUAAAGUAACGUGUUUGUGUGAACAUUUUUUUGUGAGUACAAUUGUAAACAACAUGUCAGGAUAGUUCUUUCGAAAGAUAUGUGAGUGCGGUUACGAAACUGUAAAGGUGGACAUAAAAUAUCCUGUUAACUCCUAAUAUUUUGUCGUGGUUUUUUCGAACCUCAGCAAUCGCGUCCUCAAUCAGAGUAUUUUCUUUCGUCAAGAAAAGACCUACUAAAAAGCUGCUGCAAUGCAAGUCAUAUUAUAAACAGAGCAUAAUACCAAGGCAGAGUACAAUAUGGAGUUUCUCUUCAGUCGAGUGUUCAACUCGAUAUCUCAUGUGUGGAUACAGCGAACGAGUGAGAUCUCGAGUUUAGCACAAGAAAAGAAAUUCUAUAUCUAAAAGCAACCAUGUAUUAUUUUGUUAAUUGUGUAAACACCAUAGGUCCUUUCUGACCAGAAAAGUCGACUUUGACUUCAGUUAAUCUGGCGUUGUGGCGAGCGGUUGACACGUUACUAUUGGGUAGCUGCCGCUAUAAUUUCACUGAGAGUUGUUGGCUCAUACCCUUCGCUAGACUUUUUCCGCACCGACAUAAUAAAUCUGCUAAGCAACAAAUCCGGCUCCGAUUGCCGAUUUUCUUUUUCAGACGCGAGCCGCAAGCUACAAGUCAUUUUCGAUAUCCUUUUUUUUCGUGUCUUAGUCUUCCUUCGCUUCUAGAAGACUUUGAAAGUCACCACACGUCUGUAAAGCCCUUUCUUCCCUUUCUAAAUUAUUACAAUAUACCACGCAACUCCAGCUUUAAAAGCAAAUUCCAAGG
Pocillopora verrucosa is the source of this 2762-nucleotide messenger RNA. Its product is annotated as melanopsin-B-like. NCBI's taxonomy places the organism in Eukaryota, Metazoa, Cnidaria, Anthozoa, Scleractinia, Pocilloporidae. The record is from RefSeq and is a predicted model, not a curated record. Gene Ontology annotation, biological process: G protein-coupled receptor signaling pathway; phototransduction; cellular response to light stimulus. Gene Ontology annotation, cellular component: plasma membrane. Gene Ontology annotation, molecular function: G protein-coupled photoreceptor activity.